GCAGCUUCGUCCAUUUCUGUGAAACGAAACUUCAUAGCAAUUCUCAUGGGCAGAUAAUCCAAGAUGAUUCAUGAUUGACUCCGCUUGGUAGCCACUUGGUCAGUCGACUUGUAAACCAUACUAAUGAUAACUUCCUCUUUUUGGGAUUUGUUUGGUUGCUGAGAAACUGAAAGAAAAAUGAAGUCGUUUUCUCUCAAUCGAACAGUAAACCGGUUUGUUUGAUUUGUCAGCUGGGUUAUUGAAGAAUAUUUUUCUGGUAAAAUGCCGUGUAAUGAGAUACAAUCAUGGACGUUUAGUGGGCUAGUGGGUGCAUUUCUUGAUCUCUCCAUUGCCUAUCUUCUGCUCUGUGCAUCAACCCUUGCUUACUUUGCCUCGAAAUUUCUGGGUGUAUUUGGAUUGUCUCUGCCAUGCCCUUGCAAUGGACUUUUUGGUGACCCUAAUAGUGAUAACUGCUGGCAAACAGCGCUUUUAGACUGUCCAUCAGAGAAGAUAUCCUCUGUUCAAUUCUCUGUUAAGGGCAAGUUCCCUUUUGAUUCAAUAUGGGAUAAAAACCUGAAGCAGAAAAUUUGUGAAAAUAAAUUUUUUGGUUUAGAUGAUGAAGCUUCGUGUAGCUCAUUACAUGAGAUGAGUGAAGUGGGUAUUGGGUGUGGUGUAAUGUAUGCAAGGGAUGUGAAGAAAGAGAGAUCUGAUACCAAGGCGAAGGGGGUUUUGAAUCAGAAGGUGAGACAUGCUCUUAGGCGUCGUAGGAAAGGUGCUACCGACAAUGGGAGGUCGCCUUCUGUUUCAGCAUAUGAUACUUUUCAGUGGGAUGCACAAUCUCUUUGUCCGUCUCCUGCCAGCGUCAGUAAAAUGGUGAAUGAGGGUAAUGAAGACAGCAUGGUACUUGAUAGUUCUGGCGGCCUUGCUCUGAAUUAUGGCGGGGAAUCUACAAUGGGCAUGGGUUUUCUGGGGGGAAAGCCGCCUGAUUUUGAAUCAAAUGAAACUGUAAAUGAAAAUAAAUCAACAGAGGGGGUUGCAUCACCCGAAGAUGAUUUGAAAUUUAAUGCACAAGGGAAGCUUUUCUUUGAUUCUGAUGAAAACAAUGCAAUUAGUGUCUUGGAACAAGCACUAGAAGAAGAGCAUGCAGCUCGUGCUGCUUUGUAUCUUGAACUUGAGAAAGAGAGGAGUGCUGCUGCUACUGCUGCAGAUGAGGCCAUGGCAAUGAUUCUGCGUCUACAGGAGGAGAAGGCAUCAAUAGAAAUGGAAGCUAGGCAAUACCAGAGGAUGAUAGAAGAAAAAUCUGCUUAUGAUUUUGAAGAAAUGAACAUUCUUAAAGAGAUCCUACUAAGAAGGGAAAGGGAAAAGCAUUUCUUGGAGAAGGAAGUUGAAACUUACAGGCAAAUGAUUUUUGGAAGUGAGCAGCUGCAUUAUGAUGCACGAGACAUGGGAACCUCACAUGAAAAAAGGGGUUAUUCAUUGCAAUAUUCAGGUGAGAAUCCUUUGCAGAUGAUGCAGAGUAUUAGUGAAUCCAUUUGCGAGAAGGAAAAUCCAGACCAUACUCUAGCCUUCGGGAAAGAGUUACCAAUCUCAAAGUUGGAUGAAGUAUGUCCUCAGGAAAGAGAGACGCAAUUACAAUUUGACUUGUCAACUGCAGAAGGAUAUAAGUUGCAUGAGAAAACUGUUGCCUAUGUUGGGGAAGUACGGCAACAAAGUGAUAUCAUUAGUACAACUGGAGGAUUGGCAUCAAAGACGAUUCAGAUUUGCAACACAACUGAGAAUGUUCUAUAUAAUUGUGAUGAUUCAAAGAAGCAUGAUCAAGAUUCACAGAAUGCAAUGUUAAACAUGGAUGAUUAUGUUCAUGAUGUUCAUGUGAUUGAUGAUAAAUUUAAUACGUGUGGUGAAGUCAGAGGAAAUGGAAGUGAAAAACUGUUGGUGAAAACUGCUGUAGACAUCCCAGUAUCAUGUGAUGGUCCUGCCAUGAGCAGUUCACAAACUGAGCAGGACAUCAGCGGAAGUUGGUCAGACAUAACUAGUGGAUUGCCACCUGUGGGUUGCUCCUUAAGAAAACCCUUGGUUUCUGUUUUCCGGAGAAAUUCCAUGUCUGCAGUUGAUUAUGAAAGGUUAAAAAUUGACAAUGAAGUUGGAAGGCUAUGGGAAAGACUAAGAGUUGUGCAAGAGGGUAGAGGGAAGCUCAAUAAAUCUAUGGAGCACAGGGAAAAAGAAAAAAUUCGGUUGGAACUUUUGGAGAAUAUUGUGAGCCAGCUUCGAGAGGUUCGACGAUUAAAAGAACCUGGAAAGACAGUUCGCCAGGUUUCCUUGCCUCCUCCAUCCUGUAAGAUCAUGUCCAAGAAAAGGCGCUGGCGAAGUGUUUCUUUAGAAGUGCACAAAAGCACUUAAACAAUGUUCUUUAUCGUUAAGAUAGUGGGGAUCAAGAUCUUGUAAGAAGAAAUCACUUGUAGUUGCUUUGGAUAUUACAGGGCAGAGAUAUGACAAAUUUUCUUGACACCUAAUCUGCAGAGUAAACAGUAUCGCCAGACCUUGUUAGAAGCUGCCAGAAGGAUUACAUGAAAGAGAUGCCAGUAGUUGCAGAUCAGUUUUAUUGUUCUUAUACUGCAGUUUGUAUUCCUAUCUGCCUUGUAGCUGCCACUUGAGAAGUUACACAUAUUUUGCUAGCAGUUCAUGUAAGUACCACUUGAGAAGUAAAUUUAUGCUACAAAGAACAAACAGUUUUUUCUCCAUAAUUUUUGGGUUCAAUCUGUUGGGUUACAGUUGCAAUAAAGAUGAAUUGUUUCAA
Molecule: messenger RNA, 2773 nt
Organism: Hevea brasiliensis (rubber tree)
Lineage: Eukaryota; Viridiplantae; Streptophyta; Magnoliopsida; Malpighiales; Euphorbiaceae
Exons: 4
Coding region: 262-2376 (704 amino acids)
Source: RefSeq, a predicted model, not a curated record